ACCAGUGCAGUGCCGAUGUUCGUGCGCUCCACACGCGCAUGCGCGUAUUACUGACAGCGCGCCACUACGACCCGUCAGAUCUGUCAAAACAAACGAAAAUGGAACGAAUUUAAAUUUUGUCUUUUUUUAACGCAUAAAACUUUAAAGAGGUUGCAGUGCUGUGCUUCAGUGACAUUAAUUUUUAUUUAGUGUUCGGAUAGUGCUAAAUAUUCAGUAAGGUCCAGUUAAUUUUGUUUAGUUAGUUUAGUGGUUACAAGGGCGUGAAUUUUGACUCGUUAGAUGUGUAAAUGAACGUGUUGAAAUUACUUUUCAUAGUUUUGCGUUCAUUUAAUAUACUGGAAAGGAACUUGUUUUAACAGCCUGCCGCUUUUAUGGUGUCGAAGUUGAAGCGAUCGGGCGUCAGCGCUCGUUAAUAAUGUUAACAAGCGCGCGGGGACGCCUCACAGAGCGUGCCACUCUCGCACUCAUCGGCUAGCCAUCAUGUUCACAAGAUUCGACCAAGGCAAAUCAACAAAAGGCGCGAGCAAGCUUCGGCGCGACCUCAUCAACGCAGAGAUCGCCAAUCUUCGGGACCUUCUCCCUCUACCACCAUCCACUAGGCAGAGGCUAUCACAACUACAGCUGAUGGCACUAGUUUGUGUGUACGUCAGGAAAUCUAAUUACUUCCAACAAGUUUUCAAACGCUUCGACAUCACGCAACAACCAAGUACUGGACAAAAUUUUGGCUUCUCAAAGGCUCUCAACGGUUUUCUCAUGAUGAUGACGCAGAACGGGAAACUUCUGUACAUAUCGGAUAAUGCUGCGGAGUAUCUUGGGCAUUCUAUGGAGGAUCUAUUAAUCCAUGGAGACAGUGUAUAUGAUGUGAUCAACAAACAGGACCAGCAAGCUGUGAGGACAGAAUUGUCAAGAGCGCCAUCUGAUGGUGAAGAUAGGGUAUUUCUUUGUCGGAUGAAUGUCGCCAGGAAUGCACGUCGGCAGAUGCGAUUCGGAGACCAAAAGGUAGUUCUAGUCCGCGGCCACUACGUGUCUUACCUACCGCUAUGCAGUCGCAACGAGCCCGUGUUCCUAGCGUCGUGCACGCCGCUAGCGAUGCCGGAGACGCGCGAGUGCGUAGUCCACGGCGCCACCAACGUCUUCACCACUGUGCACGCCAUGGACAUGAAGAUACUGCAUAUCGAUACCAAUAGUGAAUGGCACCUGGGAUGGGACCGCAGCGCGCUGCAUGGAGUUAGUUGGUACCACCUAUUACAUCCUGAUUGCUGUAAGGAGGCUCAGACAAAGCAUAGACUAAUAACACAAUCAGAGCAAGAAAGAUCGUGCAUAGCGUUGCUCCGGCUGCAGCGUAGGUGUGGUCAAUUCCUCUGGGUCCAUGCUGUGCUGCAGCUCAAAGAUAAUUUGGAGAAUUCUCAACGGCCAGUCAUUGUAUGCACGAAUCAAGUAUUAAGCGAACAGGAAGCAACAGUGAUGAAAGCAAAUCCUUGGCUAUACCAUUACUAUGCAGUACAGUCGAAGUUACAUUAUGGCUUGGCCUAUGAAGCAGCGACAAGGAUGUAUGGCCCUCCACCACCAGACAUACAAGUGUAUCCGUCAACUAUGCAAUAUGCCCCAACUCCACCAGUCUGCAUAAAUGGGAGUCAACCAGUUAUGAUGCCAAACUCAACUCUUCAACCCCAUUUGACACACGUACCACCACACUUAGCACCAAUUCAUUAUGCUCAUGAAAGAACAGAUAACGGACCUGUAGAUUACUCUGUCUCUCUCCAAGACAGCAGAUUCACGAAUAUACGAAUUGAAGAUACAAGGCUACAGCCGAACGUUAAAAAGAAAACCAAGUCGGAAGAGAAGCCAAAUACACCUGUUCCUAUUAUUUCUCCACGAUUUGUAAAUAGUUCUGGUGGGGAUACAUUAGUAGCAGUCGCUGGAGCGAUUACAAACCGUAGACCUGGUUCAAAAAACUUUACAUCCGAAACGGAGAUGGUAGAUCAAUGGAAUCCAAGUCCUACUUGGUCGGAAUCAGCAGUACAGAAAGUUCCCGAUGUCUGUCAUCAGGACUUAAGUCCUUAUGUCACUACGACACCUCCAACACCAUCUGGGACCCCGUCAGCGUAUACUCAUAAUUAUAGCCAUACUUUUGUCUUUGACUGGUCACCAGAACAAUAUGUUCCUCACACUAACAAUAGAUGUAGCACAUUAACUUCUGAAAGUUCCUAUCAGCAAACUUGGAGAAACGAAAGAUCAUUUGCAAAUACAGAAGGAGUAAUUGAAGAUAACUGUAGUCCUAAUAGAUUAAGCUUAACAAUGAGAGUUAGCAGGACUCCACCUGAAUUACCCACAGAAGGGGAGAUAUUGAGGAGACAAAUCGGUGAGUAUACGCAAAAUGACAAGAAAGAUUUGAUCCACAUGAUUGACUCUCUCGAUCGAUAGCAUCGAUUAUCGAACAUACAGAUGAGCCACAUGCAGAUUCGCCAGAGGCCAAAAAGCCGGCAUUAUAACACAGCUAUCUCUAGAUGUCUACAAUGCAGAUGCAUUACUAUAAAUUUUGUCGCUGACCAAUACAUUUUUUACUGGUCUAAGUAUUUUGUACACAUUUUUCAUAUAUUGAUUGUUACCUUUACUUCUAUUUUGUAUAAAAAAAUAUUAUAUAUAUAUAGGUAAUCUCUGGAACUCUCCUGUGAUCUUCGCGUAAUUAAGGUGUACAAAAUCUAGUUAGUAAAUAAAUUUAGUAAAAGUUGUAAAUUAUUUUUACUGAAACUGUACAAAACAUGCUACCAUCCAUUUAAAGUCACAACACAUUAAAUGUGAUGAUUUGAACUUGGUAUAAUAUUGUAUAUAGAUUUAUCAUUGUGCAAUUGUUGAUUUUUUAGUGACCUAGUAAAUAAAUAAUGUUUUUCUGUACUUAGUAUUAUUAGAUUAUAUCCGUCCAAGGAAAAAUUAUACUAAGGUUUUAAUUACAUACUUUACAUUAAAUACAUACUUUAUGUACUUGAUAUUUUUAAAGCUCUUCAGUGUGUUUUUGAUUUUUCGAGUUAUACUACCUAAAGAAAUUUUUUCUCUCAU
Molecule: messenger RNA, 3057 nt
Organism: Pieris brassicae (large cabbage white)
Lineage: Eukaryota; Metazoa; Arthropoda; Insecta; Lepidoptera; Pieridae
Exons: 12
Coding region: 481-2424 (647 amino acids)
Biological process (GO): regulation of transcription by RNA polymerase II
Molecular function (GO): RNA polymerase II transcription regulatory region sequence-specific DNA binding; protein dimerization activity; DNA-binding transcription factor activity, RNA polymerase II-specific
Source: RefSeq, a predicted model, not a curated record